UAAAAGCCAUGAAUCCAGCACGGGAGUCCGCUUCUCAUGCGAUCCAUUUGAAAAACCAUCUGGACGGAACGGUUUUAUCGGAUACGCUGCACCAACAGGCUUCCUCGUCGGGCACCGAAUGUUCUAUUUCAUAUUGCUCUGGAUCAGUUGUUCGUCCAGAUAAAGCAAGUGGACUGCGGUCGACACCACCUUCGACCUCCCACGAUGAGGAAACAUUACUGCGAGAGGCCGAGGACUUCAUUGCUCAAUAUUACACAUCGUUAAAGCGUAAAGACAGUUUUGCGCAUUUCACAAGAUGGGAGGAAGUUCGCAACCAGAUUGUGUCCAGCGGAACAUAUCAGCUCAAAGAAACCGAAUUAGCAUUCGGCGCCAAAACAGCUUGGCGUAAUGCUGCGCGUUGUAUUGGACGAAUGUUUUGGAACCAGUUGCAAGUGUUUGAUGGUCGGUUCGUGCGUACUAGCCAGGAAAUAUUCCAGAUGCUGUGCGAUCAUUUGCGCUUUGCCACGAAUAACGGGAAUAUUCGUUCAACGAUCACACUUUUUCCACCCAGUGUGCCAAAUACUCCCGAUUUUCGCAUCUGGAAUUCGCAACUGAUAUCCUACGCGGGAUAUGGAACACAAAACGGCAUAAUCGGUGAUCCCCAAAAUAAGAGCUUUACGCAGAUUUGUUUGGACUUUGGUUGGAUUUCUCCAAGCAAUCAGCAUGGGAAAUUUGACAUUCUGCCUUGGGUGAUUCAAGUUGCCGGACAGGAACCUGUGUUGUUUGAUGUGCCAAAGGAUAUUAUUAUGGAGGUGAACAUAACACAUCCGGAACUCUCCUUCCUUUCCGAUAUGCAUCUGAAAUGGUAUGCCGUUCCAUGCAUUUCAAACAUGAAAUUGCAAAUUGGUGGUCUGAAAUUUCCGGCUUGUGCUUUCAAUGGAUGGUAUAUGGAUACAGAGAUUGCUUGCCGUGACCUUUGUGAUGAAAACCGGUACAACGUUUUACCGACUAUUGCUGCUAAACUGGGACUGGACUGCUCACGAAGCAGCACCAUGUGGAAGGAAAAAGCCCAAACGGAAAUGAUCGUUGCCGUUAUUCACAGCUAUCAGAAAGCGGGUGUGGUAAUGAUCGACCAUCACAAAGCCUGUGAACUUUUUGAGGAUCAUUUGCGUAACGAAACGAAGAUUCGUGGUGGAUGUCCAGCUGACUGGGUGUGGAUAGUUCCUCCAUCUGCUACCAAUCUAACUGUAUUGUUCCAUCAAGAGAUGUUGAAUUAUAAACUUUUACCUUCUUUUGAGUACCAGGAAAAUGCGUGGGAUCUUGAAAACAAUGCACUAUUUUUGGGGAAAGGGACAGGCUUUCCCGCAAUCGUGGUGCACGGUGUGUUGGAUGGGCCUUCCACCAGGGAAAAUGGAAAGAAACUGACGUUCAAGGGUCUUGUACGAAUUAUCAUCGCUGGAUUGUAUAUUAUGCGGAAAUGUAUCAAACGACGCACCCGCGUCUUGAUACUUUAUGGGUCUCAAUCUGGGCGUUCUCGACGAUUUGCAUCUAAAUUGGCGCAAUUGUUCCGCCAAGUUUUCAACGUGCGGUUAGUUGGAAUGGAUGAAUAUGAUGCGAAUGAACUUCGUUUUGAGACCAUUGUGUUAGUUGUGUCUUCCACAUUCGGCAAUGGUGAUCCUCCAGCGAUGGGAGAGGAAUUCUCUCAGCAGUUGUUUGAUCUUAAAAUGGCCUCUCUGGCAGCUGGUGCUAAAGCUUUGCGGCGCUCUAAUUCAUUCACUGGUUCUUCACUAUUCCCCAGUUUAUGGGAAAAGGAGCCGACAUCCGAAAAAGGUUUGCGGAUGCGUGUUUUUUAUUCAAACAUUAGCGAUGCCUUGCCCGGUGAUUUGUCCCCGUUUUUGCAAACAAUUCAUCCUGCACUAUCCACUGUCUUCGACAUCAUACGACCAUCCAUGGUGUACACUUCCGAUACAUCUAGUGGCAGUUCGUUUUCUACACCUGAAAGGUCACCACAGGUGAACGGCGCUACCGAGUGGUCACCGAACUCCCGACCCGUUAGAUCAGCUCCAGCCAAACUGAAUCCGAAUUACAUCAAUGAAGAAUUCCCGAUGAUAAACACUUGUUUCUCCGUGUUUGGAUUAGGGUCAUCUGCUUAUCCGAAAUUUUGUGGUUUCGCUGCAUUUGUCAAUAAUAUUUUCGGCGACUUGGGCGCUGAGCGGUUAAUGUCGUUUAAAACUGGGGACGAACUGUCGGAUCAGGAAAAAGCUUUCCAACAGUGGCAGCAAGAAAUUUUUGAGAUUUGCACGCGGCGUUUCGACGUCCAGAUUAGAAAAGCUCUGCAACUGCCGCAUGGACACGUGCAGAUGUCAACAUUAUGGUCACCUUCAAAAUUUCGUGGCACUCCUGUAAAGCGAAAACUUGUGGAGCUGCCCGAUAGCAUUAAUGUCUUGAGUCCAGGAUCUCGAAAUCUUUCUCAACUACUCGGUGGUCUUUCUUCUCUGCAUCACAAGAACGUGCAGGGAGCACUAUGCCUGGAAGUGCGUCAGUUGCUUCAACCUGAUGCCGGGCGACAGAUACUGCUAAUACGGCUGGACAUUAGUCGGUGUGAAAAUUUCUCUUACGAACCCGGCGAUCAUGUCCUCGUUUUCCCCUCUAACUCUAAAGAUAUUGUAUCCCAAAUUCUGGAUCGUUGCAUCUGGGACCUAGGUGAACUUAGCCCUUCUGCAGCAAAUCCGUUCGACAUUAUGAUGCAGCUGGAGCCAGCUAUUGAAGGAUCACCUGCAAGCACAGAAUGGAUGGACCACAACCGUCUGCCGGGACCGUUGUCCGUCCGUUUCGCUUUGACAUAUUUCUUGGAUAUCGCCCAAGCACCCAGUCAGUCUUUUCUGUUGGAAUUGGCGCAGGUUCUGGAUCCCAAGCACAUCCAUGACCGGGAAAAACUUCUGCUUAUUGCAACAGACUCCACCGCAUAUGCCGGUUGGAUUGCGGAAUCUUAUCCAACACUGUUGGAUACAUUGCAACAGUUUAGUAAUAUCAAAUGUCCCGUUUCACUGUUGUUGACCCAGUUGCCGCUGUUGGAAGCCAGAUACUAUUCUGUCAGUUCUUCAAGAAAAGCCUUUCCGAGGGAGCUGCACAUUACUGCGGAUGUGAUCGUCUUUGGUCGUAACGAUGCGUCUGGAUUCCCUCGCCUUGGACUUUGCUCAAAAUUUUGGACCGCUCUGAAACCCGGAGACAUCGUUCCUUGUGCAACAAGAGUAGCAAAUCAUUUCCGCUUACCUACUGUUAUAACUACACCCAUUAUGUUGAUCGGACCAGGAACCGGUAUCGCCCCUUUCCGCAGUUUUUGGCAAGAGCUUGGAGCUGAAAGUGUCACCAGUAAAGCUCCUCUAGAUAUUGUGCUGUAUUUCGGCUGCCGACGACCGGAUGUGGAUGAUUUUUACGCCGGCGAGUUGGAAAACGCUGUCGUGUGUGGCGGACUUCGCAAAGUAUAUAAGGCAUAUUCGCGAGAAGCUGGAAAAGGCCGUGUGUACGUGCAGGAUCUAUUGCGCCAAAACGCUCAAGACGUUUAUAGACAGUGCGUCACAAUGGGAGGUCACAUAUAUAUCUGCGGUGACGUUCGCAUGGUAACUGGCGUUCAGAAUGCGUUGUUGAAAAUUUUUCAACAAGAGGGGGGAAUAUCGGAAGCGGAAGCAAAGGAAUACCUUGUUAAAAUGACCGAAGAAAAUCGCUUCCACGAGGAUGUAUUCGGCCUGAAUUCGAAUGAAGACAGCAGCAACGGAAUUUAAAAGGGACCCGGUUUAAACUGCAAGUCAUGUGACUUGGAUCUGAUUCAGCCUCGUUAAUUUGGAAAACCCAUGUUUAUUGAAUUAAUUAAUUUGGAAAACCCAUGUUUAUUGAAUUAAUUUCUACGUAUAUGCUUUGGACCGAAUUCGUUCUGUUUUUUGUGGGUUUUAUCCGGGUUAAAAUGUUGAUUGCGAUUCAUGUCUUUCUGUUUCAUUUGCAUGCCGUCAGCCAGA
Molecule: messenger RNA, 3992 nt
Organism: Paramacrobiotus metropolitanus
Lineage: Eukaryota; Metazoa; Tardigrada; Eutardigrada; Parachela; Macrobiotidae
Product: nitric oxide synthase, endothelial-like
Exons: 20
Coding region: 9-3761 (1250 amino acids)
Biological process (GO): nitric oxide biosynthetic process
Molecular function (GO): flavin adenine dinucleotide binding; calmodulin binding; NADP binding
Source: RefSeq, a predicted model, not a curated record